CAGCCACACAGGAAACACUUUUUUUCACUGCUGCUGCUGCCACUCCAGACUGAAUGCAAGCGGAGGGGGGAAGGAGAGAGAGGAGAGAGAGGGAAGGAGAGAGCGUACAGGCCUUGCCAAAUAAAGCCAUGGGGGCCUGGGCAUUGACGGCCCUUUCUACACUAUAAAUACGCUGUUCUUCUGCAGAUUCGGGUUUGGUGCCUGGAGCUCUGGAUCAGCAACUGCACCAGCCCGGCUCAGGAGAUUCACAUCCGCUCUCAGGACCGUCACUAUGCCCCGGGUGGAUGCUGACCUCAAACUGGACUUCAAAGAUGUCCUUUUCAGACCAAAGAGGAGCAGUCUGAAGAGCAGGUCUGAGGUUGACCUGCAGAGGACCUUCACAUUCCGGAACUCAAAGCAGACGUACAAUGGCAUCCCGAUCAUCGCUGCUAACAUGGACACCACCGGCACUUUUGAGAUGGCACAGGUGCUCAGCAAGCACACUCUCUUCACAGCCAUCCAGAAGCACUACUCCCUGGAGGAGUGGAAGACUUUUGCAGCCAGUCAUCCAGAAUGCCUUGAGCAUGUGGCGGCCAGUUCGGGCAGUGGAGCGGCGGAUCUGGAGAAACUGUGCAGCAUCCUGGAGGCCAUUCCGCUCAUCCAGUACAUUUGCCUGGACGUGGCCAAUGGCUACUCUGAACACUUUGUGGAGUUUGUAAAAAGAGUUCGGGAAAGGUUCCCAAAGCACACCAUCAUGGCGGGAAAUGUGGUGACAGGGGAGAUGGUGGAGGAACUAAUUCUGUCUGGAGCUGAUAUUAUUAAAGUGGGCAUUGGACCAGGUUCUGUGUGCACCACACGCAUUAAGACCGGUGUGGGCUAUCCUCAGCUGAGCGCUGUUAUCGAGUGUGCCGACUCGGCCCAUGGACUGAAAGGACACAUCAUCUCUGACGGAGGCUGCAGUUGCCCCGGGGAUGUUGCUAAAGCUUUUGGUGCUGGGGCAGAUUUUGUCAUGCUGGGAGGAAUGUUAGCGGGGCACGAUCAGUGUGCUGGUGAAAUCAUUGAAAAAGAAGGCAAGAAGUUCAAGCUGUUUUACGGGAUGAGUUCAGACACCGCCAUGAAGAAGUAUGUCGGAGGGAUAGCAGAGUACAGGGCAUCAGAGGGCAGGACGAUCCAGGUGCCCUACAAAGGUGACGUGGAAAACACCAUCAGGGACAUCUUGGGCGGCCUGCGGUCCACCUGCACAUAUGUAGGAGCUGCCAAACUCAAAGAACUGAGCCGCAGGACGACCUUCAUCAGAGUCACACAGCAGUCUAGCCAAAUGUUCACCUAGUCAUGCACGCUCACAAAUACAGAUUCACCAGUUAAGGAAUAGUUGAACUGAAAAUAAUUCUGUGAAUUUGGACGCACUGUCCCUUUAAAUGGCAGUCCAGAGAUAUAUACGAAAAGGAAAGACAUGUUCAUAAACAUAUUUCCAGUUUUGUGUGCUCUUUGGAUUCAUGAAUCUACAGUAUCUGAUUCAUUAUGUAACUCACUCAAAACACUAUUACACUCAUACAGACAGACCCAUGGAUACUGUUUCACUCAGGAACCUUGCUGUACACCAGUGCAUUUCCUUGGAAAACCAAUUAUCUUGCAGCAUGGCUCAGUUUUGUUCAUUUCAAGUUCUCUAUAGUAUGUAAUGUGUCUGCAUCUGUAUGAGCCAGAGGGUGAAUUAGAAAACAGGACAAUACUGGGGCAAAUGUAGUCAUUCUUUGUAACUAUGCAACCCAUUCUCUCCCUAGAGUGUAACAAUCAGCGUGACUGUUUCAGAGUUUGAGAGAAAGAAAUGCAUGUUAGUGGAGAAUUUAAACACCAGCAGAGAAAAUUCUCUGCCACAUUAAGAUCUAGUCCCUGCGUGUCGUAACUCUGAGUUGAUUUGAGCGGCGAGUGGUGCAUUGUGUACUGUUGUGAACUAUUUCUGCUGGCCUGCUUCCUUUGUGAUUGUACAGAGGGUGUGGUGGGAUGUCAUAUCAGACCAUAGGAAUGUGAAAACGGCUGCACCUCAUUUCUUCAACAUGCCUUGUGCAGUUUAGAUGAGGUAGAAAAUAUGUUAUUAAAUAUAUUACGAAUAAAACAUCACACAUUAAGGAAUAAACAUCUCACUGAAAAUGUGGUUA
Messenger RNA from Onychostoma macrolepis, 2135 nucleotides. RefSeq names its product guanosine monophosphate reductase (gene gmpr). Gene Ontology annotation, biological process: nucleotide metabolic process. Gene Ontology annotation, molecular function: GMP reductase activity. Gene Ontology annotation, cellular component: GMP reductase complex. The coding region runs from base 272 to 1309 and encodes 345 amino acids. The transcript has 9 exons. The record is from RefSeq and is a predicted model, not a curated record. Lineage: Eukaryota; Metazoa; Chordata; Actinopteri; Cypriniformes; Cyprinidae.